Molecule: messenger RNA, 5685 nt
Organism: Notolabrus celidotus (New Zealand spotty)
Lineage: Eukaryota; Metazoa; Chordata; Actinopteri; Labriformes; Labridae
Product: neurocan core protein-like
Exons: 16
Coding region: 134-4192 (1352 amino acids)
Biological process (GO): cell adhesion
Molecular function (GO): calcium ion binding; hyaluronic acid binding
Source: RefSeq, a predicted model, not a curated record
GCUGAAUGUUGCAAGGUGCUUGAUAUGUGUAUCAUUUUAUGGAUUGGUCACACCCCAUAAAGCCACAUUAGGGUGGGGUGUAACAAUUGGGGAACGUCAGGGAUCAAAAAUCCAUGAGGCAAGGUACAGCAGGAUGCAGGGCGUCCUGUCUGUGUGUGGACUGCAGCCCCUGCUGGCCCUCCUUCUGCUGCAGACUGUGGGUUGUGGCUUAACUAAAGCAGACGCUGUGGUGAAUAUGAGGAAGGUUACCCAUCAGACCAUUAGUGAAGAGCUGUCCAAAACUGUUCUCCUCCCCUGCCUCUUCACCCUCCGCCCUGGUGUCAGUUCAUCCCAUGAGCCACCCAGGGUCAAGUGGACCAAGGUGUGGGGCCAGAGAGGCUCUGAUGGUCUACAGAAGGAACAGUCAGUCCUGGUGGCCAAAGACAAUGUGGUCAAGGUGAAGAAGGCCUUCCAGGGUCGAGUAACGUUGCCUGGUUACAAUGAGAACCGUUAUAAUGCCAGUCUUGCUCUGUCAGGACUACGAUCCAGUGACUCUGGUCUGUACCGCUGUGAGGUUGUGGUGGGAAUCAAUGAUGAGCAGGAUACGGUUCCCCUGGAGGUCACAGGUGUGGUGUUUCACUACAGAGCCCCUCAUGACCGCUACGCUCUGUCCUUCACUGAUGCCAAGAGGGUGUGUGUGGAGAACUCAGCUGUCAUCGCAACUUCAGACCAGCUGCGGGCUGCCUUUGCUGAUGGAUAUGAAAACUGUGAUGCUGGCUGGCUUUCUGACCAGACUGCACGGUAUCCCAUCCAGUCACCCCGGCCAGGUUGCUAUGGCGAUCAGGAGGACUCACCUGGUGUCCGUAAUUACGGGAACAGGUCCCCUGAUGAGCUGUUUGAUGUCUACUGCUUUGCUAAGCAGCUUCAAGGUGAAGUCUUCCACUCUGCAGUUCAGGAGAAGUUGAGUCUUGCCACAGCCUCCACCCACUGCCAUUCACUGGGAUCCCAGCUGGCCACAGUGGGGCAGCUCUACAUGGCCUGGCAGGCCGGUCUAGACCAAUGUGAUCCGGGCUGGCUGGCUGACGGCAGCGUCCGCUACCCUAUCAAUGUCCCACGGAAGAACUGUGGAGGAGACGAGCCCGGGGUGAGGACCGUUUACAACAACCCCAACCGUACUGGCUUCCCUGACACUACAGCGCUGUUUGACGCCUACUGCUACACAGCCCACCAACCUGCAGGGGUCCAGGCUGCAGAAUCCCAGACUUUGAACCAGAAUGCCAACCCAGCAGCAGAGGCCAUCUCCUCUAUCACUGAAGCCCAGCACAGAGCCCCUUCCUCCAUGACUUCUACAGGGACCAGUCUCAUUGACCUGGAUAAUGCAGAAAUCAACUCCAGUGCUGGAAUCUACAACUCCUCUGAGAUCUCUGAAGAGCACGAAGUCAUCCACUCGAAUUCAGAGGAAGGCUGGAAUGAAAAGCAGCAAAGCAGGAGCAACCAGCCCAGCCAAGAGGAAUCUGAUGGCCAAAAGAGUGGCAACACUUUGGGAGGGACAAGGAGUCAUAGAGGUUCUGCUAUUGAACAAGAAGAGAAUGGCCAUUUUGGAUCAUCUGACAUCCCUACAUUACCCUCCAUAGCUUCUUCCACUCCCCAGGCUCAGACGAGUGACAGUGUGUUGGCUGAGUUUGUGAGCUCUCUGAUGAAGCCCUUUAGGAAUUGGAGAAGAGGUGAGAGGAUGGAGGACACAGAAAAGGGAUCUCCAGAGCUUGAGGAAACAGAGGAAGGAAACCAGACACAGGGAGAAACACCCAGCAGAAACCAGAGUGAACCAAAACCCAGUGGAAACAAGGGAACCUUGGACAAUGCCAUCAUGGAGCACAGGAGUGGCAGUUUUUCCUUCAGGGCUGCUACCAGUGGACUACAAAGUCCAGAGGACGGUCUGUCUGAGCAGGAGAAAGAGCUGAUGCCAUUGAUCCCAUUAGUGCCUGCAGUCCAACUCACAGAGCAAAGUGACACCACCACUCAUCCAGGAGAACGAGCCUCCAGCAGCUCUGCUGACAACCCCCCAUCCACUGUGGACGUAUUCAUUGCAUCAAGUCCCAAUGCGACAUCACUGCCGCGAGAACAUGUCAACAUAUCUAGACCGCAAGCUCCCGGAGGAACCUCAACUUUUGAUCCCAGCCACAGCAGCUACUUCCACUCCAUUGAGUCAUUACAUGGCUCCAAACUAGGCCCUCCUGAAAACAAGGGCUAUGUGGGCAACUACCCCACCAGAGAGCCUAUGGAAGCCAAAGCAGGGCCGCUCGAGGUGAUGACACUGCCCACCUCCCUUCGACAGGACAGUCCAGGAUACUACUCAGGCCAGGAGAGGGAUCCGGACAGAGAUGAUGCUAACAGUCCAUCACCUGUCAGGACCACAUCAGGGGAGGAGAGGGAGAUGGAGGGGAGUGGUGAAGAGAGCAACUUCCCUACUGAGUUUGGAUUUAAAGUCAACAACUAUGACAGCAGUAGGGUCAAACUGAGUCCUAAAACAGAGGCUUCACCAAGCCAGAGCCAGCCUGAGCUUGUGACUGUGGCAGAGCACACCACUUUGUCCUAUUGGCAGCUGUUGGAACAACCAACCACACCACCUGAGGGAUCCCAGGAAGCUGGCACAGCAGAGGAGGCCAGGGGAGAGAUCCUCUAUGUCAGCCAACCUACAGAGAACCUCUCCUCUGCUUCUUUAGGAAGAGGAGAGGGUAGCUCAAAUUCAGGUUUCACACCUAUUUUCAAGAAGCACAAAAAAGGCAUGAGUAGAAAGAAAGCAGUGUCUACUACACCUGGAGCCUUAAUGGAAGUGCUAACAACCUCUGAGCUGACCACAGUGCAGCUGAAGACAGAUUCUACUGUCACAGAAACCACCACAGAAAACUCCUUGUACAAUCCCAACACCAGGAUACCAUAUAUUUCCAUUUCAUGGGUUCAAGAGGAGAAGCAGGAAACGAAAAGCAUUCUUGAUUUGCUCUCAGCAACUCCAGCACCCAGUGAAGGGCCUCAAACAUCCACUGGUAUAAUUCAGUUGAUAACCCUUGCUUCAGACUCCAUUGUUGCUGCGACAGAAAUGGAAUCCAGGUCUGCAGUGACUGAGUCCUUUGUGGUUGGAAGUGGGUGGACAUCUUUCAAGGGUAAAAGCACAAAAUCUGACGAAAGCAGAGCUACAGUGACACCAGAUGAGAAAGACAGCAAAGAAUCCAAAAACCCCUUUGGAUUUCUCGUACCCAACUGGACCUUUUGGUCAGUUGAGAAUAACCCCUGCCAGACAAACCCAUGCCUCCAUGGAGGGAGCUGCCUGCAGGAGGGUGAUGGCUACAGCUGCUACUGUCCUCAGGGCUUCUCUGGAGAGAGCUGUGAGAUUGACGUUGACGACUGCCAGUCUAAUCCGUGCCAGAAUGGAGGAACCUGCAUCGAUGAGAUCAACUCCUUUGUCUGUCUUUGUUUGCCCAGCUAUGGAGGAGCUACCUGUGAGAAAGACAUUGAGGGCUGUGAGCACACAUGGAGGAAAUUCCACGGCCACUGCUACAGGUAUUUCAGUCGGAGACACACCUGGGAGGAUGCCGAGAAGGACUGCAGAGAGCACAGCGGACACCUGGCCAGCAUCCACAGCCUGGGCGAGCAGAACUUCAUCAAAGGUCUGAGCCAUGACAACACCUGGAUCGGGUUAAAUGACAGAACAGUGGAGGACGACUUCCAGUGGACCGACAAGAUGGACCUGCAAUAUGAGAACUGGCGUGAGAACCAGCCAGACAACUUCUUUGCUGGAGGAGAAGACUGCGUGGUAAUGAUCGCUCAUGAGAACGGCAAAUGGAAUGAUGUGCCCUGCAACUACAACCUGCCCUACGUCUGCAAGAAGGGAACAGUGCUUUGUGGAACCCCGCCCUCUGUGGACAAUGCCUUCCUGAUUGGUCGAAAGCGUACCCACUAUGACAUCCACUCUGUAGUGCGCUACCAGUGUGCUGAUGGCUUCUUGCAGCGCCAUGUCCCAACUGCUAAGUGUCGUGCCAACGGCAAGUGGGAGCGGCCAAAAAUCAUCUGCAUAAAAUCUCGACGAGCCCACCGUUACCGGCGUCACCACCACAAGGGCAGGAGGGAGCACAGGAAGCACAAGAGGCACGGCCACAGAGAGGGAGGACACCACAGAGGAGAGGCGGGUCAGGGCCACAACCACGCCCACUUCUGAACCAAAACAUCCUUGACUUUUCUCUUCUGCUGCUGACUGCAGCUUGCCUGUCUCCCUGUCGUCCCCCUCCUUUUCCCCCCAUUACCCAACCAAGGCUUCAUAUCUGACAGCCCAGAACUCUUUGCCUGAACCCCGUCUCUGCACCACCCUCCCCUCAGCUCCACCUCUGGUCCUCCGAGUCAGCCUCUAUCAUAGUCAAUUCUGAGGCCUGUCAAAGUGCUCCCAGGCAUCACAAAUACAAUAACAAGACUGCUCUGAACUCUUUGUCCUUUCCUCUUCAGUUUUAAUUUCUUGUCUGAACUUGUAUCUCACCUGUCUUUCUUAGUCGACCCAGUUACUCUUCCUUAGAGCUUAACAACGACCUGAAACAUGGGGCUACGCUGAGAUGUUUUUCAGCACCAAACACUGAACAUUUUAGUAUGAAACUUUAAUAGAGCCAACAACACUGAAAGUACUGUAUCAGAAUCAGUCAGGAAAGAUGUUCAUGUUAGUCUGUGAAACACAUUAUUUCAAAUAAUCAGUUUAUUUCUUGAAUCAGCUGCUUUUGGUUUUCUCUUUGCCAGUAGUCAUGCUAAACUUAAAGUAAAUUAUCCUAAAACAAAUGUAGUUAAUUUACUUCAAUUCAGAGAUUCAGAUUUGUAAUUAAUUUAUUUUAUCGUUGGUGUUGUAUGUUAGUCAGUUUAAGCGUUAUUUUAGAUGUAAUUCUCAACCUCCAGAGGGAAAUGGAAAACACACUGCAUCUCUAUUCCAUGUGAUCACAUCAGAACAAACAUCCAUUUGUCUUAUUUACAAAAGUGUAAAAUAAUCUCAAACUGCUUUUGUGAUGUGAGACAUCUACCCCUGUCAUUUCCAAGAGUCAACACUUCUGAUUUCAAUGUAUCUGUAAUCAGCAGUUUCACUGUGCUUUAUGUUUCUCAUAAUUUAUGUUGCUGUAGGAAUAUGUGCUGUGAAUUAAUGAAGAUGUUCAUUUGCUUGGAGCUUUACAUAUUUGAUUCUAUGUGGAUAAAUUGUGCUGUCAGCAAGCCAUAAGAGACAUAAAGAACAAGGGAGCAGGUUAUAUAUUGGUAGAUCAUGUGGCCCUAACAUGUGUCACACCUAGCACCAAGUAUGAUGAGGUCCAUUAGAGUUUGAUGCACUGCAAGAAAAACAAAAAAUUGAAAAGACACACAUAAUAGGAGAUAUCUUAAAACUUUAUAUGUAGCCUCACAAAACUUUAUCUAAAACACAUUCUUUCAGCUGUUGGGUCACGAUAAUACAUGUCUGUUUUAGGCACAUUUCUCAGAAUUUGGGAACAUCGUUGUUCAACUCAUUGAUAAUGCAUUUCAUUCUUUCAGACAUUUGAAUUGGCUUCAUUUUUCAAUCUGUGUUGUAUCAGCCAGCACAUUGGCAACCAUUGUCCACAUAUCAAGCAGCUGUGGAGUAACACUAACAUUCAUUUUCAACCCUAGAUAAUGUGUGAUCACCAAGCAAACUUAAUUACAACAUUUCCUGUA